AUGUGUAUUCUAGUUCUAAUGAUUAUUCCAUCCGAGAAAUUUACACAAACUAUUGAUUCUGAAGGCGAACUACCGAAUUUAAUUGAUAAUUUGCCAACAAUCAUGGCUCUGAUGGACCUGGACCCUGAGAGCCCCCUUAUGCAUAUCCCGAAUGAUACGGCUAAAAAAUGCCGGAUUUUAACCGAGUUCACUUUCGGUCAAGACCACGCCUACAAACUGGCCGACGCGUUGGAAAUGUCAGCCCAAACGAGGGCCGCCGAUCAAUUGCGCCAGUUCAAUUCAGCGGAAACACCAUGGUUAAACUCUUAUGAAGUAUACAUGAAUGUGACACCCGCUCAAACACUUCGGUCCGGCGGGUCUCAUUUGUACCAAAUGGACGCCCGACCCCGUGGUGUAGCCAUAAUAUUUGUUACCAACACCGACCUGUAUAACGAGGCCGAACGAUUCAGGUCAAUUUUUGAACAGUUGCUAUUUGACUCUGUUGUGCAUGUGCAAUUGACCCGGGACCAAAUUAUGGAUAGACUUAGCGAGGUGUCCGACUCACCUGAAAAAUAUCAUGGCGAUGCCUUUGUUAUGAUGUUCAUCGGCCCCGGAUAUAACGAAAAUAUCAUCGGGUGGUCUGCGCAGCCGCAGUGGCCGCCGGCAUCGGCCGAUGUUAUGCCCAUCAGUGAUAUAAUGGACAUGUUUUCCGAAACCCGGUGCAGUCGCUUGCGCCUAAAGCUCAAGUUGUUUAUAUUCAACUGUUGCCGUCAAAAAUUCUCCGAUGCAACCUCAGUGCCCACAACCACAACGGCCCCCAAUCUUAAUAUGCGGUGUUCAAAAUGUUUUGGUCAGUUACCUUGUUCAAAGCACGAAUCCGCACAAAGUGACACUAUGGUCAGUUUGAUGAGCACGUGGAAAAAAGGCUGGUACCAGGAAUUCCCGGGCACUCCCAUCGGUCACGUAAGUGAAUUCGGUCAGGCGUUCAGUCAUACCAUAGCGCAGUACUCGUGGUAUAAAAACCUCAAUCAACUCUUUGUUAUUAACGUUAAACGUAUGGAAGAAAAUUUGGCGAGAAUGGGAGAGUCCGAGCGCCGUCCGGAAAUCAACAUAUUUGCAGGGGAUAGAGGGAUUUAUUUUAACCCUGGUCUAUGGAAAGAGUAG
Messenger RNA from Medioppia subpectinata, 1143 nucleotides. Lineage: Eukaryota; Metazoa; Arthropoda; Arachnida; Sarcoptiformes; Oppiidae. The record is from the annotation of a GenBank genome assembly.